GCGGACCCGGGCCGGCGAGGACGAGACGGUGAGCCACACAGCAGGGGACAUCUGGGGCUAGCGGAAGGAGGAGCCGAAGCCGGGGGAGGCAGCCCGCAGCAGGUGGAAGCCAGAUCGAGAGCCAGCCGGCCAGGUCACAGCUUUGCUUUUCUAGAAAAGAAGAAAGUACCUGAAGAUCGCUUCCCUACUCCAUCAGCGCAGGAAAACUACCUUGUCCUCGUCAUCCAGGAAGACUGGGAAGGUAAAGGCGGUUUCUUUGGCUAGGGCAGCUGAAGGAAAGUCAGACUGUCGUUUUGAAGCAUCUGAAAUUAGCCGCUCUCGGUAUACAAAGCAGAGUCAUCCCAGUUUCUGGGGAUAAACCCUUUCCGGAGAAUUCCAGCUGGAGUCGCUGGUACAGUUCUAUUUUUAUAUUUAAACAUAUAAGCUCCCGUGCCCCGCCCUUAAAAGCACUUUCUUUGUUUAUAAGCAGUGUUUAGAAAGAGGUAGCUUUUUCACGAUUGUAAUCCUGCGGAGAAAGAUGGAAAAAGGAGCCAGACACCGAAACAACACGGAAAAGAACCACCCAGGUGGGAGCAAGUCGGAGGCCAGCCUGGAGGCUGAGGCCGGUUCUGGAGGGGGCGGAGUAGCUCUGAAGAAAGAGAUCGGAUUGGUUAGCGCUUGUGGCAUCAUUGUAGGGAACAUCAUUGGCUCUGGAAUCUUUGUGUCCCCAAAAGGUGUGCUGGAGAAUGCCGGCUCUGUGGGCCUUGCUCUCAUCGUCUGGAUCAUUACUGGCAUCAUCACAGCUGUGGGAGCCCUCUGUUAUGCUGAGCUGGGAGUCACCAUCCCUAAAUCUGGAGGUGACUACUCCUAUGUCAAGGAUAUAUUUGGAGGACUGGCAGGGUUCCUGAGACUGUGGAUUGCUGUGCUGGUGAUCUAUCCCACCAACCAAGCUGUCAUCGCCCUCACUUUCUCCAACUACGUGUUGCAGCCACUCUUCCCCACCUGCUUCCCCCCAGAGUCUGGCCUUAGACUCCUGGCUGCCAUCUGCUUAUUGCUCCUUACAUGGGUCAACUGCUCCAGUGUGAGGUGGGCCACCCAAGUUCAAGACAUCUUCACAGCUGGGAAACUCCUGGCCCUGGCCCUGAUUAUCAUCAUGGGUAUUGUGCAGAUAUGCAAAGGAAAAUUCUUUUGGCUGGAACCAAAGAACGCAUUUGAGAAUUUCCAAGAACCUGACAUUGGCCUCAUCGCCCUGGCUUUCCUCCAGGGCUCCUUUGCCUAUGGAGGCUGGAACUUUCUUAAUUAUGUAACUGAGGAACUUGUGGAUCCCUACAAGAACCUUCCCAGAGCCAUCUUCAUCUCUAUCCCACUGGUCACAUUUGUAUAUGUCUUUGCCAAUAUCGCGUAUGUCACGGCAAUGUCCCCUCAGGAGCUGCUGGCGUCCAAUGCAGUCGCUGUGACUUUUGGAGAGAAGCUUCUAGGGGUCAUGGCAUGGAUCAUGCCUAUUUCCGUUGCCCUGUCCACAUUUGGAGGAGUUAAUGGGUCACUCUUCACAUCAUCCAGGCUGUUCUUUGCUGGAGCCAGAGAAGGCCACCUUCCCAGCGUGUUGGCCAUGAUCCACGUGAAGCGCUGCACCCCAAUCCCAGCCCUGCUCUUCACAUGCCUUUCCACGCUGCUGAUGCUGGUCACCAGUGACAUGUACUCACUCAUCAACUACGUGGGCUUCAUCAAUUACCUUUUCUAUGGGGUCACAGUUGCGGGGCAGAUCGUUCUUCGUUGCAAGAAGCCAGAUAUCCCCCGUCCCAUCAAGAUCAGCCUGCUGUUCCCCAUUAUCUACUUGCUGUUCUGGGCCUUCCUGCUGAUCUUCAGUCUGUGGUCAGAGCCAGUAGUGUGUGGCAUUGGCCUGGCCAUCAUGCUGACAGGAGUGCCUGUGUAUUUCCUGGGUGUCUACUGGCAACAAAAGCCCAAGUGUUUCAAUGACUUCAUUGAGUCACUAACCCUGGUGAGCCAGAAGAUGUGUGUGGUCGUAUACCCCCAGAUGAAGGAGGACUCAGGAACAGAGGAGGCAAGUGAGAACAUGGAGGAGGAACAGCAGAAGCCCAUCUUCCAACCCGCUCCCAGCAAGGACCAGGACUCAGUGGAGCAGUCCUAGCCCUGAAGACCUCCAUCCCUUUAAUUAGCUGCUCCUUCCUUUGUCCUCCUUUCUGCUCUGCUUUCCUGUUUGGGUCCCUCCAACAAACCAAACAAACCAACCUACACACACACACACACACACACACACACACACACCCUGUAGUUCUUUCAGGCAGGGGCAUGACCUUAGGUGUCCUUGAUGAAAAGAUAUAAACAAAAACACUGACAUUUAUAUCUGAAGAACAAGCUUCUCACACCAAGGCCCAUAUGAUGGGACUCUCCACACUCCAAGUAUUAGAGGACAGUGUAGAUGCCAUGGGUGCCCUCCAGGGCCCUUCCUCCUGGGCUCACACUCUCAGGAGACUCUUAGGAACCUGAGUUCACUACUGCCUCCCUUCUCCAUUCCUGAGCCCAAGCAAAGCCUCAGUUCAAACUGAAGUGGUCACCACAGCGAGUUAGCUAAAGAAGAGAGACUUGAGAUUAGCUGAGAGACACAAAUGCUUCUCUUCACAAGGGACCCAAAAUGCCUAAGAGAUGCUACCCUCUGCUGUCUUCCCUUACCCCAUACCAUUACCACUCCACAGGCCCAACCUCGGCUCCCUAUUCCAAAAAGUUUUUUUAGGACCCCCUUUCCCUACUGAGUUAAGGACCAAGAAGGAAGAUCCCCCUCCCUCAACCCCCAAGCCUGGCUUGUGGAGCAUAGGGAACAGUUGUGAUUAUAGAGACCCAGCCCUUCCCUUGCCUCCUGCAUCCAGCCCCCAAACUGGUGCCAAAGGUCCCUGAAGCCAGGAAGGCUUAUUUAUACUGAAUGUCUCUUGCCUGAUGACAAAGUUACUCAGCUCCUCCUUUUUACCCACACCCGGUGGCAAGGAUCAGUAUUCCACUUACCCUAGCAGCUGUUCCCCAACACCCACCCUCACCACUGCCGGCCACCCCCACCAUGCCUUUUCUGGACCUUGGCUCAGGGACCAGGUAUGAAGGAUCCUCAAGCCCUUCAGGCCUGAAAUCAGAGCCAAACCAGCCUUAAGUUACCUCCCAUCCAAGAACUAGGCCUAAAAAUACUCCCUCAUUUCUAGCUCUCUGGACAGACCUGGUGUUAAAUGCCUUCCCCAAGAGGAAGGGUGCUUUCCCACUUCCCAGAGCUGCCCAUUCCACGACCUGGGGCCUUGUGUGGGGAGAGAUCUGAAGGCCAUUUCCUCAAAUGAUCCCACUGCCAUCUUGCCUUCCCAUCUUGGGGCACAGUGGGAAGGUACUGACAGAAUGGUACCCACUUUUGAGAACUGCAGAAAAGCACCUUCUCUGUGGAGUGCCAACUUCUGACCUUCCCCUGUGUUCCACAGCAAGGUGAAGGUGUUUGUGUUGGCUUGGCAGCCUCCACACCACCCUGCUGUGCUGAGGACGGGAUGCUUUGAUCCCAAAGCAGGACUCCACCCCCAUUCCAUCUGCUUAUGCUAGAAUACAUACAGGUUCCCUUCUGGCCCAGGGCAGAUUUUCUAGCUUGCAACAAAGCUGACCUGACUUCUGGUUGGUGAGAGGUUGUGUGGGAAUUAUGACCCUGCAAAAUGGAACCCAAGCAGGCUGGGGGGCCUCAACAGGACCAGGGGACCAUCCUUCUGUUCCUUCUCUUCUCAUUCCUCCGGCCUCCUCUCCUCCUUCAAUUACUGUCUUCUUUUUUUUUUUAAAUAAUGCCUUACUUACCUUUUGGAUAAAUAUUUUUGAAGCUGGUAUUUGUACUUCUUUUGGAUUUUUUUUAAUGUAAGGUGGUUUGGGGGUGGAGCUAGAAUCUUGAUAUUCUGUCAUUGACUUGGUUUAGGUUUUAGAAUUUUGUUCAUUUUACAAAGUUUCUUUUCAUGUAAUAAAAUGUUAAAUAGGAA
This is a messenger RNA of Jaculus jaculus (lesser Egyptian jerboa), 3983 nucleotides long. RefSeq names its product solute carrier family 7 member 8 (gene Slc7a8). Gene Ontology annotation, biological process: amino acid transmembrane transport; neutral amino acid transport. Gene Ontology annotation, molecular function: L-amino acid transmembrane transporter activity; neutral L-amino acid transmembrane transporter activity. The record is from RefSeq and is a predicted model, not a curated record. The coding region runs from base 518 to 2128 and encodes 536 amino acids. NCBI's taxonomy places the organism in Eukaryota, Metazoa, Chordata, Mammalia, Rodentia, Dipodidae. Gene Ontology annotation, cellular component: membrane. The transcript has 11 exons.